Molecule: messenger RNA, 1077 nt
Organism: Ananas comosus (pineapple)
Lineage: Eukaryota; Viridiplantae; Streptophyta; Magnoliopsida; Poales; Bromeliaceae
Product: ATP synthase subunit delta', mitochondrial
Exons: 2
Coding region: 110-748 (212 amino acids)
Biological process (GO): proton motive force-driven ATP synthesis
Molecular function (GO): proton-transporting ATP synthase activity, rotational mechanism
Source: RefSeq, a predicted model, not a curated record
CGCUCCGCUCCGCAUUCGUGGAGAGAGAGAGAGAGAGAGAGAGAGAGAGCUCAAGCCUCAAAGAGACGAGAGAGAGAGAGAGAGAGCUAAAAGAGAGAGAAGCGCCGCCAUGUAUCGCCACGCCUCGCGCCUCCUGAUCCGAUCGUCCUCCUCCUCCGCCUCCGGCGGCCGCGCGGCGGCGGCGGCGGCGGGGCCCCGGGCGGCGUUCUCGACCGACGUGCCGGCGCCGGCGACGGAGGACACGGGGUUCGUGGAGGCGUGGCGCAAGGUGGCGCCGAGCCUGGAGCCCCCGAAGACGCCCUCGGCGUUCAUGAAGCCCCGACCACCGACCCCCUCCUCGAUCCCCUCCAAGCUCACCGUCAACUUCGUCCUCCCCUACCAAUCCGAGAUCUCCAACAAGGAGGUCGAUAUGGUGAUCAUACCAGCAACCACAGGGCAAAUGGGUGUUCUCCCCGGUCACGUCGCCACGAUCGCAGAGCUCAAGCCUGGCCUUCUCUCUGUGCAUGAAGGGAAUGAGGUGAACAAGUACUUUGUGAGCAGUGGGUUUGCGUUCAUCCAUGCAAACUCUUUUGCGGAUAUAGUGGCAGUCGAGGCCGUCCCUCUUGACCGCAUCGACUCUAGCCUGGUACAGAAGGGCCUCGCUGACUUCACCCAGAAGCUCAACUCAGCUACUACGGAUUUGGAAAAGGCUGAGGCACAAAUUGGUGUUGACGUCCACAGUGCACUUAAUGCUGCCCUAACUGGUUGAAAUAUAUUAUUUAAGACUGGAAGAGCGUCUUCCUUUGCCACCAAAAUUCGAACAUGAGCUGAAGAGCGAGCUUGCUCGUUGCAUAAGAACUGAGAAAAGAGUGUCUUGAAUAAAUUGUAUCUUGAAUAAUUUGUACUUUCCUUGAAUUUAUGUUCACUUCCGUUUAUGGUUUCUUAACGGUAGUUCCUUGAAUUUAUGUUACUGCCCGUUUGUGGUUUCUUAAUGGUAGAUAUCUUUUUCCUCCUGGUUAGCCAAUACUAAGGUGAAAGUGUUCAUCAUUUUGAUCAGGCCUGAUAUGGACAGGUUUGCAGGAAUUCUGAUUUGGGUUA